Bombyx mandarina (wild silkworm) is the source of this 825-nucleotide messenger RNA. Its product is annotated as ADP-ribosylarginine hydrolase CG3568. Lineage: Eukaryota; Metazoa; Arthropoda; Insecta; Lepidoptera; Bombycidae. The record is from RefSeq and is a predicted model, not a curated record.
GUACUUUAAUUUUGGUUUUAUGAUCUCCAUGUUGAGCUUGCCAAAACGGCUUGCUCAGCAUUGAUAACAUUCAAGGAACGUUAGUUGCCGAUCGUUACUCCAUUCGAUACCCAUGACGUCCGCUUGUCACUGCGUCUCGCACACAUCUGCGAACAUACUCGAGUGUGGAUGCCUUCGCGUUCCCGCUUCGCAGGCCCUUUGUCGCGGGCCAAAAAACCGCCACCGGACGGGGAACGCCACGAAGUCGCGAAACCAUCCACACUCGCGGUUCGCCCUUCGCGGAUAUUCGCGCCGCGAAUGUGGAGCCGGCUUUAGUGCAAAGCUGAAAUAGCCUCUCAAGGCUAUCAGCAUAGGUAGGCAAAAAAAUUAUCAUAUGUACUGUGCCGGCAGGUGGCGUGAGCGUGCAGCUGGAGGACAGGGAGCCGGCGAGCAGGCUGGACGGGCGGCACCGGGGCAAGCUGCUCGUCCUCACUUACCCCUGGGACGGGAACGCGCAGCCGGGGAACGAGUUCUGGAAAGGCAAGUUGAAAAGUUCAGGAGACCCGGCCGCGGCCUGCUCGACUCAAGUCGCGGAGCUCCACAACCCGCACAUCAACCCGCGCGCGGCCGCACGCACCGCGCGAGUGGCCGCGCGCGACGCCGUGCUGCCGCUGCGGACGUACGCGGGGCGCCGCUAGCGGAACGCGCGAGGUCGCUUGGUUAGCAAUGCGGUCUCUAAAUGUAAACUUGUGAUAGUAGUAGAUAUACCGUAGAUUGGGGGGAACAGUGACCAUUACCAAACCCAACACGAAUUUUCAAUGGUUUUUGUUUCAAAUCAAAUCAAAU